Messenger RNA from Anopheles gambiae (African malaria mosquito), 1554 nucleotides. RefSeq lists its product as uncharacterized. The transcript has 4 exons. Lineage: Eukaryota; Metazoa; Arthropoda; Insecta; Diptera; Culicidae. The record is from RefSeq and is a predicted model, not a curated record. The coding region runs from base 375 to 941 and encodes 188 amino acids.
GGGCCAGUGAUUUAGUUCGUUUUGUGGUGGCUCAACAUCCACCCAGCGGUCGCUUGGUAUCGUCUAAACAGGCUGGCAGCCAGCUCCAGUCAGCGAAGACGUUUGAAGUGCACGCUUUAGUGCCUCAGUGUGUUAGAUUAGUGCAUGCGACGGUGCAACACGAUCGAUGUGUCGUUUUGUUUCAUUAUUUAUCAAAUAACUUCCGAAGCCGUUUAACUGCAUCAUACAGCAUCAAACAGCGGAUCCGCGUGUUUGUGCUUGUGCGAUUUUUUGUUCAUUUUAUCGUUCGCUUUUGCUGUGCGUGAGUGUGUGUGUGUAGUUUGGUGUGACGUUACGCCACAGCGUGAUCCUGUCCCGACAUCUUUAGCUUCAAAAUGGAUAAAAUAGCAAUGCUAAUUUUUCUAUUUUCGGUCGCUGUCACAAUGGCCCUGGUGAUGGGCAACAAGGACGACGACCCGCUGCGCAAUCUCUUCGGCGGUCCGAACGUGUGGGCCCCGCUGAUGAAGUGGAACCGGGCGCCGCCGAACGACGGAGGCCCGGAGUAUGGCGAGUACGGCGACCAGCAGGACGUGGAUGCGGAAGCCGGACAACCGAUCGUGGUCAAACGGUCCCACUCUCGCCAGCCCGUCUGCGAGGUGCUGCUGAACAUCGUGUACGUCGGCAACGGUACCGAUGGGUACGAGUAUCGCCCUAAUCACUAUGUCACCGAGUCAUGCCUUAGCUCGUACAACACCUACCAGAAUAAGUGCACCGAGACCGGCCUUUCCUGCACCCAGAUACGUCAAAAGAUCUACAUCACACGCCGCAAGGUGACAGGGCCGGACACCAAAGCCGUCAAUUGCUGGGAGCAUGUCGCUCUCAAGGAGAUCGAUGCUGGGUGUGAGUGUAUGUGGCCAAAGGAGCAGAUCGGUGACAAGCAUUCCUACCGCCUGGGCAAAUAACAGCACGGCACCGGACUGUUCUGGCGAGCGACGAGAACAAUUCUGCAACGGCCCCGCACUGGUGGAUCCGGUCCCCGGCCGCCGGCCUGACCCCCGACCGCCCGACCGACCGACCAACGACUCCCGGAGGAGCAGCAGAGCAACCCGAACUCCUCCCCUCCCCCGCCCGCCCGAUCGAGCACUGAUUAAUGUGUAAAAUGAGCCCUUUUACGUGUUUAUCGCCCGUGCGACGACUAUUUGUACUGUACAUACCCACAAUAUCCGUAUCACAAGGCGCUACGUCCUCUGCUGCCUCGCACAGGACUAUAUUGUCACCCCGUUGUCCCCCCGCCCAAUAUUGCAAGCCCAAUCGGAUCGAGGUGAGAUGUGCACGUGAGAUACAUGUUUCGAUGUUUCACCACGCACGCAUGUUUUCGGUACCAUUUGCUUCGAACGCAACCUUAUGCUAAUGCGGCUACAGCUAUAGUACACGCGAUUGAGUUCUGCUUACUUCGGCUAGAGCCGCCGUAACUGCUGUGUGACGUAUUAUCAACAACACUGUAUUAUCGUACCUAUUUAUUGUAAGAAGCAGCAGCACAACACAAGAAUCUAAAUAAACACAUCAGUAUGGCAA